AUGGAUCCCAACCAAAAUACUCCACCCACUCCAAACACCCCAAACACCCCAAAUGAUUAUCAAGCUUAUAUGCAAUUGUUGAAUUCUCCAAUCCAACAACAACCUUUAUUCAAUAAUCUUCCCUACAACCCACAAAUGUUCCAACAACAACGACCACAAUUCAUUCCCCAAUUCCAAGUCUCAUUAUCUCAAUCCCAAACCGUGAACCUCGACAACGACGAUGUACUUGUCCAAGAAACACCACAAUCAUCCCGAAGAAGGCAACCAAAAGGAAAAGGGAAAAAGAAAGCAACGGCUUGGAACGAAGAAGAGGAAGAAGCUUUAGCAAAAGCUUGGAUUUUCAUAUCCUGUGAUACGAGAAGAGGCAACGCGCAAACUGGAGAAAGUUUUUGGAAUCGUGUUUUGGAUCACUUUCACGCGCUACUUGGAAGGAAAACGGAUCAGUCCUACGAUGCAGUCAACGGGAAAUGGCGUGAUCUUCGCGCGAUUUGCACAAAGUUUAAUGGCAUAUUUGAAAAUCUAAAAAAUAUGCAUAAAAGUGGUUCCAACGAUUUCAACAUUUUAUCAACCGCGUGCUACCAAUUCAAAGUGACCAACAACGGUAAACCAUUUGGUCACCAAAAAGCAUGGGAAGUUUGCCGUCAAGGUCCAAAAUGGGUCCUUAAUCCAGAGACAUCGCAUUCGGACUCGACCACCGGCUCCAACAAAAGAGCAAGAACUUUUGAAUCGGACACGGGUUUUGGGUUAGACCUCAAUGAUGACGUCGAUGUUGCCGAGGGAGACGGUCCACCUGAAGUCCAACUCCGUCGACCACCGGGAAGGGACAAAGCAAAACGGGCGGCGUCUUCAAGCGGGAAAGCAACCGCAACUAGCGACGACGGGCUUGAUUUAAGUUUGUGUGUUUAA
Molecule: messenger RNA, 906 nt
Organism: Lactuca sativa (garden lettuce)
Lineage: Eukaryota; Viridiplantae; Streptophyta; Magnoliopsida; Asterales; Asteraceae
Source: RefSeq, a predicted model, not a curated record